This is a messenger RNA of Lolium rigidum, 1400 nucleotides long. RefSeq names its product farnesyl pyrophosphate synthase-like. Lineage: Eukaryota; Viridiplantae; Streptophyta; Magnoliopsida; Poales; Poaceae. Gene Ontology annotation, cellular component: cytoplasm. Gene Ontology annotation, molecular function: (2E,6E)-farnesyl diphosphate synthase activity; dimethylallyltranstransferase activity. Gene Ontology annotation, biological process: trans, trans-farnesyl diphosphate biosynthetic process. The record is from RefSeq and is a predicted model, not a curated record.
UGGCGUUGUCGAACGGAUCCAGUGGCGACUCCAAGGCCGAGUUCGCGGAGAUAUACAACAAGCUCAAGCAGGAGAUGCUCGAGGACCCCGCCUUCGAGUUCACCGAUGAGUCGCUCCAGUGGAUCGACCGCAUGUUGGAUUACAAUGUGCUCGGAGGAAAGUGCAACCGUGGGCUCUCUGUCAUCGAUAGCUACAAAAUAUUGAAAGGUGUAGAUGUUUUGAGCAAGGAGGAGACAUUUCUUGCCUGCACCCUUGGUUGGUGCAUUGAAUGGCUUCAAGCUUAUUUUCUUGUGCUCGAUGAUAUCAUGGACAACUCCCAGACGCGGCGUGGUCAGCCUUGCUGGUUUAGGGUGCCUCAGGUUGGCCUCAUUGCAGUAAAUGAUGGGAUUAUCCUUCGCAGCCAUAUUUCACGGAUCCUUCAACGCCACUAUAAAGGAAAACCUUAUUAUGUUGAUCUCAUUGAUUUGUUCAAUGAGGUUGAGUUCAAGUCAGCUUCAGGGCAGUUGUUGGAUCUUAUCACCACUCACGAGGGAGAAAAAGAUCUCACGAAAUAUAACUUGAAUGUUCACCGGCGCAUUGUGCAAUACAAGACAUCAUACUAUUCGUUUUACCUUCCGGUUGCAUGUGCAUUGCUGCUGUCGGGUGAGAAUUUGGAUAACUUUGGAGAUGUAAAGAACAUUCUUGUUGAAAUGGGAACAUACUUUCAAGUCCAGGAUGAUUAUCUAGAUUGUUUUGGAGAUCCUGAAAUCAUUGGCAAGAUCGGAACUGACAUUGAAGACAACAAGUGCUCCUGGUUAGUUGUGCAAGCUCUUGAGCAUGCUAACGAGAGCCAAAAGCGCAUUCUACUUGAAAAUUAUGGGAAGUCAGAUCCUGAGUCUGUUGCAAAUGUGAAGGGUUUGUACAAAGAGCUAAAUCUGGAGGCAGUGUUUCACAAAUAUGAGAAAGAGAGCUACAAUAAGCUGAUUGCCGACAUCGAGGCCCAGCCAAGCAAAGCAGUUCAGAAAGUCCUGAGGUCCUUCCUGGACAAAAUCUACAAGAGGGAGAUGUAGAGCAAGCACAUGGAGCAGCUGUUCUAUACCAACUUGGUACAUUCUGUCCUGCAGAACGUUCAUUUCCAGACAGCAAUCAAGCUACGGUGCUAUUAAGGAGUCCGGUAUGUUCAGGCCUUCAUCUGGAUUUGGAUGGUUCCAAUAACUUACCGUAUAAGCUAGGGUGUCCGAUGUUUGUAGGUCUGUGCUUGAUUGUGAGUGUUACAGUUUGUCGCGUUAUUGGUGUCGGGAUUUCUGAUGUUAGCCACCGUGUGACAUUCUUGUCUUCUGUAAGCAGUUCAGCCUCGGAGUCUUUGGGCGUCGCGUAAAUAAAAUUGUGGCAAAAAAAUAAUUCAAGAGUAUGAUUCUGCA